AUGGAGCGUGCUGCCGAUGCACGCAGAGCCAUUUAUGAACUAUGGAGCCGCACUGCAGCGGCAGAGGAGCAUGUGCAGUCCUCGCCGGACUCCACGUUAACUAGCGAGGAGGCCGCAACAGAGGCCAAAGCGGCAGAGGAGCGGUGCGCAGCGGUGGCGGAGCUCUUAGACAAGUACAAGCUCGACCCGGCAACACCUCGCGAGGAGGACAUCAGCCGCGGGCUGGGUGACGCGCUUGACCGCCUACUGCUUCUUUGUGUGCCGCUGUCGUCAAGGCACGGCGCGGACCUUUUGGUGAGACUUAUGCAGGUCGCUGCCCAGCAGGGCCGCCAGUUCUCGAUGCGCACCAUUCAGCAUCUCUUUGCGCGCACGAGCAGCUACGCCGAGGCUCUCGCAGUCUUUUACGCGAUGCGGCGCAGCAACUUUGCGAUGAGCAUUGAGGCGUAUCAUGCGAUGCUUUACUCCCUGCAGCGUCUCGAGGAGGAGGGAUGGGCGGCACGCUUCCGCGAAGAAUUCGCCGCCUCCAAGGGGGAGGUUAUCUCCGAGCAGGCGCUCGACUUCGUCCUGCGUGGCGUCGACAACCAGUUGAUGCCGGAGAACAAGCCGUGGCUGGGCCGCAUCAUGUUUGCAGAGGUAAAGGAUAACAAGGCUGCGCAGCGGCAGUCGAUGGCAUCUUUUGAUGAGAUGGGAGAACUGUGGGUGCAGCGCUACAAGAACGGUGGGACCGCCCCUGAGUAG
This is a messenger RNA of Leishmania mexicana MHOM/GT/2001/U1103, 738 nucleotides long. RefSeq lists its product as hypothetical. NCBI's taxonomy places the organism in Eukaryota, Euglenozoa, Kinetoplastea, Trypanosomatida, Trypanosomatidae. Bases 1 to 738 code for a protein of 245 amino acids. The record is from RefSeq and is a predicted model, not a curated record. The transcript has a single exon.